AUGUCCACUCUGCGCCUGGACAUGGGUGCCAAGACAUCUGAAUCUGCUCAGAGGUUCUUGCUGAGGUGGAACACAAGCGCCGAGAAAGCUGGAGGUGAGAGGACUUAUUUGGGGCCAAGCCCUGGGCCAGCCAACGUAUGGAGAACAUCAACUGUCCUCGUAACGCCGACCUUUUGCUGGGUACACAUGGACUACACUGCACGCUGCAUCUGGGCUUCCUUCACCAUCUGCACAGAUAUGGACCUUGCCCACUCGUCAGGGAGUCGUGAGUUGAAAGUUGAAAGGCGCGCGAGUGUAGCAUGGAUGGGGCGUAGAAGCAGGCACGUAGAGCCCACAGAGGUGCUUGCAGAUAGGCAGAUGGAGUUGCAUCACGAAGGAGUGGGGCAAUCAGCAUGA
Symbiodinium natans is the source of this 396-nucleotide messenger RNA. Lineage: Eukaryota; Dinophyceae; Suessiales; Symbiodiniaceae. The record is from the annotation of a GenBank genome assembly.